ACUUUUGUAUGCAUUGCUGUCUAGUUUGUGUCGGAAAGUUGGUGUGUGUCUUUUUUGUGCAACAAGUGUUUAUUUCGUGUGUAAACAUCUUAUCUCAUUUGCGGAUGGUAUCUCCAAGUCUUAUCGUGUGUACAGUGCUAUGAAUGUGUUAGUGAAAUUACGUUUACUAUUUGUGUUCAUAUAAUCAGGCUGCAGACUUUUUCUUUGCAAGUUUUAAUAGAGAGAUGAAGGAACAAAAAAUCACGGCCUAGUAGUAACUGCAGGAAUUACAGCUAUGAUGGUCAUCUUCUCGAUCCCUAGUGCAGGAAUGGUAGCAGAGCUGUCUGGUUCUAUAGAAGAGUCAACACACCCUCUCCAUGAAGAAGACCGUCCAGCUAGCAAAUGAGAAGCAAGAACCGUCCACAAGGAAGUCUGUCGGUACGAACAGCUGUCGAAAAGAACGAAUUGGAUACUUCAGUUACCAGCAUCAGAUCAGUUCCAACAGUUCUUCAUCUGUGCGAAAUAUACGCGAAACAUUUGAAAGAAGUUCUGCAAAAAAUGAUUGCUUAAAAAAUGGUGAUUCGUUUCGUUAUCACAGAAGUGACAGUGUGAAGUCAGGUAACAGUGAUGAUGCAUCCGUAAAUGGACAGACAAACGCGUCAAAUGUUUCAGUUGUAAGUCUCCCAGGUGAUUCGAAUGACGUAAAAAUCGAUGUUCAAAAUAUAGACAGCGGAGGGCAAACAUCGAACACUUCCCCGGUGUCUCUUCGUUCAUCCCAAAUCGGACCGGAGAAAGCGCAGGAUAGAUUGGUGAAAAGCCAUUCAUACAUCGAAGAACUGCAGCAGAAUCUAGCCACUAAACCCAGUUCUGCAACCGUAGAGGCAUUCAAACAUGAAUACUUACCCGCCCUUGGCCGCAGAAGUCAUAGCACGACAGUUCCUCAUCUGACGAACGGCAAACAAAAUAUCGAUAGCAGUAAUCGACAGUCACACAUUUCUAAAGCAGACGUAAAGGUUGACGUUUCAGGGUCGUCAUUGAAGAAGAGGAGAUUGUUUUUUAGUGCACUCUUCGCCUCUUCUGUGAAUAAACUUCCUCGUAAAAAUACUGAUUCACAAAGUAAUCAUGAAGGAAAAACACGAACAGAAGUAAAUCAUGCCGCAGUCCCAGUAGAUGACGUCUCGAUACAGUUGGAAAGUAAGCAGACACAGAACCAAGAGUCUGUUGAAGGCACUUCCAAAAGCUGCAUUGAAAGGGCUGUUGAAACCAGAGAAGUGCUGUCCGGUGACAAUAUUGAUGGACAUUGUGAAUUGGAAGACAAAGGUAGGAAUCCAUCCUCAUGUACGAAUCCCGGUGACGUGAGUGAUUCUUGCCGUAGUAGUAUUUUAGACACGUCAAAACAACAGAUUAGUAGCAGACCAGAACCUCCGAAGUCACCCAAGCCAGUUAGGAUUUCUUGGACUACAAAGUUGAUUCAGAAGCUCACGGAAGAGGAAACGAGGAAGAAAAAUAAGCCACAGAUAAGUCAGAAGCCCAGACGGUUAGUGAGAUUCCCUCAGAAGAACCCUCCUAAAGUGGUGAAGCAAGAGAGGCCUGCUGUUUAUGAGGGAAGUAAAAUACAACGCGAAUCAGACCUGUUACACCCGUCAACAGACGCCUGUGACUCUUACGAUGACUGCAGAGUGAAAGACCCAAAGGAGAACCCUUCUGGUAUUACUAUUGAUGAAAAAAGUAACGACGCUUAUGCCAGUGUGAUUUCUCAGUUGGCGACCUCGACGACCGACGAGAACUCCGAGCAAGAGUCAGAGUUGAACGGAGAAGACUUGCUUUUGAAGCAGAAGAAGUUGGAAGAGAUCAGAGCAGCGAUUGCGCGGGAAGAGUGCAUUUGCACUAGUAGUGACGACGAAAGCGUCACCUCAGCCGCCAUAACGGCGUCCACGGGGAACAUAGUUGACGGCCGGAGGAAGGAACCGAAACCCUCAGGGAUUAGGCGUCUCCUACCUCAGGGUCUGUUCGUGCAAAAACAUCAGCACGUUAACAGGUCAGAUGACGACGCUGUCUUGGAAUCACUUCUGAAGCGACCCGAGCACUCUCGCGUUUACCCAGCGCGCCCGGUGUUAGAGACAGCUUUUCUGUCUGAUUCGGAGUCAAAGUUGCCGGUAAGGUCUGAAGUUCGCCAGCAACAGCGAUCACAGAGUUCUUCGCCGGCUUCGAGACACAAGCAAGCAUCCCCAAGAACACGCCGCCAUCAGCAAGACCGAGACCAAGCGAUUAUUCAAGAGAACGAGCAGAAUGCAUCCAGGAUCAGUUAUCAGGCGAGAUCAAAGAGUCUGAGUCCGGCCAGAGACCGCCGAACCACUGCGACAAGUCCAAGAACCAAAAGGACGGUCCCAGACACGUCCAUGAUACUGGAGGAACGUCUCCAGCAUAUCCGGAGGGAACUUACCUCUCCUCCAGCUAGAGAUGCUAAAAGACCGUCUUCCGCCAGUCCCACCGACCGUCCGAACAGGGUACACCAAAAGCAGAACUCGUUGCCUUCGUAUUCAAGCAAGACCACUCAGCAAGAAAAAGUACUCCAGAACAGAGGUUACAGCGGCGGGCCAGUCGAUGCGUAUUACCAUUCGCCGCCAAGCCGAAGACGUCCGCUGUACAAAGAUGCUCAGAAUAGAGACACGACAGAUGAUUUUGGAAGGAAAGUGAGUGGUAGCAGUUCUACUUCUUCCAGUUCCACCAUAGUGGCCGAAUCGCCCUCGAUUUCUUCGUUGUCGUGGAACCCACUUCUAGUUAACUUGGAAAAUCAGGCCAUUAGCGGGUCACCGGACAUCCGUAAACUGCAGCAGCAGAGACAGCAGCAUGCUAAUGAUUCUGGACUGUAUGGCGACACUCGGAGGGACGUCCACAGAGAUGUCCGUGGCGGCCUCGUCUCUCGAAGUUUCGACUCGCCGGACAUGCAUUACCACUCUAUUCCCGGAUCACCGAGAAGCACUCAAGGUUUCUUACAAAUUCAUCACAAUCCGUCGUUGGUCCAACAAAGGAGCCCGACGUCUGUACCAUCUGGCAGAGUUUCAGCUCCACCGAUUCCGUCAUACUACAUCGAAAAUUAUCCCAGACGGAGAGUCAUAUCGCCAGAGCCGCCUAGGACUCGCCAAAAUUAUGAAUAUGGGCCAUCUUCCAGGAGAUCCUUAUCACAGCCACCGAUUGCGCGCGAAUCUGAUCAAAGGUCCCCACAAUCACCUUUACAACCGGUUAUCGUGAGACUGAUACGUCCAGUCGGCGGUCAAGUCCAGACCACUUCAUCUAAGUCCCAUCCGAUGCAAGAAGGGGAAGCCAACAGCAAAGAAACACAGACAGCAAGGAGUUACAUACAACAGCAGUACCGGCAGUUGGGAGAGGCUCUGCAGAGGAGUCCGCAGGCACAAUACAAGAAGCUUUCGCGCCAGGAAAUAGAAGCAUUAUACUGGGAGACACAGAAGUUGAGGGAAGGGCUAUCAUCCCUGUCACAACACAUCUCACCCGAAGGUCAACGGAUGGAGAAACGGUACCAUUCAGCAGCAUCACUACCACAGCAAAUGACUUCUGCCCACCGCAAUGUCCACCGAUCUGAGCAGAGCAGUCCAAUGUUGUUUCAUCCAGACGCAGCACCAAGACAGCCUUUUAGGACGCAGUCAGCAGUUAACGUUGGAAGUGGUUAUGGGUCCGUAAUUGUCAGACCUCAGCCUAUUUACAACAACGUCCAGCUUCAGCAGCCAAUGCAUAUAGCUCGAACAUCACAUGACGGCAACCCCAAAGUACCCAGAGCUAGAAGUGCCUCUCCGGGGCCGAACAGCGACAAGCAUUUGUCAUCAAGAAGUAUGAGCCUUCCAAGGUCUAUGCCGGCUUCCACGGUUCCUGAAAAUCCGUCUCGCAAAGUAAGCGACGACAGGAACAACUUUGCGAGGGGCGUACCUCAGAGAAACACAAUAGGUCCCAUAAGGACAUCGAGUAAUUUGCCUCAGAACCGUCAACAGUCAACACCAACCAUAUACGAAGAACCACGACAGCGCGGAGGCGAUAAUGUACAGAUACGCUACGGGGAACGUUACAAACAUGCCGAUGGAGAGGGCGGAAAUAAGAACAGCAAGUCAGAGGACACUGUGGACAUAGUAAUGGUCAGGAGCCCCUCAUCUGUUGACGGAAACGACCCAAAGAAAUCUGGUAGUGGCAAAAGGAAUAAGAGAUCUUCGUCAGAACAACCAGCGUCACAUGAAAAUUACUACCCUCCUAUAUUCAAACGUGGGAGUCUGAUUAGCACGUCGACAUGUGACGGCAUGGACAGCCCAAUGAUACCUAAACGAGUUAGCUUUACCAGAAGUUACACUGACGAACCCCUGUAUUGGCCAACACGCAACGGACCUGCUCCAGAGCCACCUACGAGACAGCGUAAACCAGAAAGCAGUGAUUCAGAUGUGUUUCUGCCCUCCGAUGAAUACAGCGCUUACGCCAAUGCUCCUCAAGCACCAAAUCGUCCGUUGCCGCCCAUACCGCGUGAUGUGAACGGAGACGCGUACGGUGUCUUGGCGAGAAAAGGUCGAGAUUCGAAAUCUCCGGCGAGCGGAUUCCCCAUUUCUGUUCAGAGAUGGCAGCAGCAAUCCGAGUCGGAGUCUGGCAGCGAGGCGGGGGAAGUUCAACGAAUUCUACAGCAGGGGUGCCACGGUCGCGGCACGUACUUCCGCUUUCCAGGUAUGAGCUUUUUGAUUUGACUGACAGGUGCCGACAGUGGCGCGUUCAUAUCCGGAAUGUGAUUUUUGGAUAUUUGUGUACAUGUAAAUCCAUUUCAGGUCAUCCAAAACAUUUAACGAAACGAAAAAGGG
Molecule: messenger RNA, 4826 nt
Organism: Zootermopsis nevadensis
Lineage: Eukaryota; Metazoa; Arthropoda; Insecta; Blattodea; Termopsidae
Source: RefSeq, a predicted model, not a curated record